AACUAAUUGAAUUGAGCUGAAUUUAAAGCUGCAGGCGAGGAAUUAGAAUACUAAAAGGAUCUAAAUCAAAAAGAUGGGAUUAAAUUCAUAACGGGUGAAAUGCAACUCUCACUCGGUGGUUUGGUAAUCUCCUCUUUGAGAAACCCUGUCACUCUGUAAUGAAAUCACUCCCUCUCGCUUCUGUCUCAUCUUCGUCACCAUAUGAGCAACUGUCCAGAACAUCUUUGCGUUUUGGUCAGUCGUUAAAAUGACCUAUUCCACUCCAUUUAUCAUCGCAUUUCUGUCUCUCAGUUUGUGGUUUUGCAUUGAAAUUUGCGCUGAUGAUACAAUUAGCAAUGUUAUGGGCCUGAAAGACUGCGGUGUGUGCGAAUUGUACAGGUGCCCUGAUAAUUCGUCUAGAUGUCUCCUAGGAUCCGUCCCGGAUCCUUGCGAAUGCUGUCCAGGUGGCAGAUGUGCUAGACUCGAGGGUGAAACUUGUUGGAAUGCCAGCAUCAGCAGUCUCUCUGUCACAAAACGGGAAAGAGGCCUCUGCGCUACGAAUUAUCUCUGCCAGUUGAGGAAUGAUCUACUCGAUGAGGGAUUGUGCCCUGAUAAUUCGUCUAGAUGUCUCCUAGGAUCCGUUCCGGAUCCUUGCGAAUGCUGUCCAGGUGGCAGAUGUGCUAGACUCGAGGGUGAAACUUGUUGGAAUGCCAGCAUCAGCAGUCUCUCUGUCACAAAACGGGAAAGAGGCCUCUGCGCUACGAAUUAUCUCUGCCAGUUGAGGAAUGAUCUACUCGAUGAGAUUCAUUUGAAGUAUGUAAUUUUAGAUGAAGAGCAUGGGGGCACUGUGCACACAACCGAUGGCCCCGAGAAUCUGAUGAAAACAUCCUGGAUGCAGGUUUCAUCGGUGAUGAGACAGCAUUCUGGAACGUACCAGUGCAUUGCUAACAACACACUAGGGCAUGCUAGUUCCGCUGCCUUCUUGUCUGUCAUGAUAUAAUUCAAAAUUCCGUUUCGAAUGGAAGCCUCUUCUCAUUCAUCUCCGGUAUAUCUCCAGACAUUUUAUCAUACAGUAUAAAUACCUACGAACUCUACACCUUCUAUGAACAAUUUCGGUGACUAUUAUGAAGUCGUAAUCAUGUGACCUCACGUAUGAAAAUAUUUGACCAAGAGAUUUGACGCAUUCGGUGGGAAAUUUCAGUGAAUUUUUAUAGGAUUUUAGUCCCCUUAACAGUACGAUUCUAACCUCGCUUCGCUCCGAUAUAUCGCAGUUUCCAGUCCUUACGAGAAUAAAAUAUUAUGUGCCUCACGGAAAUAAAAGUAUUUUUCACGCCUAGGACGGAAAAAGGGAAUCUGACGAAUGCGACUUUAUAGUCCGAGUUGGAGUCGAGGAUUAUAUUCGAGAUCAUAUCAGAAUCACUUUUCUCGCCGUGGCUAUGAUGCUAUUUUAUGUCAUUACCGGCCGUAAUGACAUAAAGUAUUUUUUGACUCAUGUGAUUAUAACUGUCGCUCGGAUUAUAAACUCACACUUCGUCAGAAAAUACUUUACUCCCUAGAGGGACAAUAUACUAUUGUGUCAGAUAUAUCGAAAAUGGAAUAUUCGAUGUAUCGAUUUGAGGUGAAAAUCGAUCACUCGUAAUUUCAUGUGGUCAUAUUUACUUGAGUUGUAGUGGGUAGUAAAAAAUUAUUGAAUAAAAUCCUGGAAUUUGGCAGUUGGCGAUUGUGUAGAUACUAUAGUUAUUCUUUAAUAAAAAAGAAUGAAUUCGUGGAAUCUAUAAUCUAAAAAUUUGAAUACUAAUUUUCUAUAGCUAAAUUAUUGACAUAUCCAUUAUUAAAUACUCCAUGUGUGGAGAUUCGCACAAAAAAUGAAAACGAUUCAAUAAUUAAAUAUUCUGCAGAUCGAUGAUUCGAAUAAUUAAUUUUCAAUAAUUUAAUUUAAAAAUGGACAUAUGUUGAUAAUUUGUGUAAGGAUUCUCUGCAUCUAGAGGCAGAUUUGAACUUGCGAUCUUUAGAUUACUAUUGAGCUGAUAAAUCGUUACAUCUAAAUUCAUAGAUUAUAGAUUCGCCACGAAUUAAUACUAUUUAA
Molecule: messenger RNA, 2065 nt
Organism: Fopius arisanus
Lineage: Eukaryota; Metazoa; Arthropoda; Insecta; Hymenoptera; Braconidae
Product: insulin-like growth factor-binding protein-related protein 1
Exons: 5
Coding region: 248-979 (243 amino acids)
Biological process (GO): regulation of signal transduction; regulation of cell growth
Cellular component (GO): extracellular region
Molecular function (GO): insulin-like growth factor binding
Source: RefSeq, a predicted model, not a curated record